AUGCCGGGACAGAAGAACUCUCCCGGUAAUGAAACCGCAAGCUGUCAGAAAGAUAGCUUCACGCGUGCACAGGUAGAAUGGGACCAGACGUUCCCCGUAUCGUGUCUCUCACGGAAAGUUAUCUUAACCGGUUUUUUACUCCUUUUGCUAAUAUUUGUGCGGUGCGCCUCUGGUCACCCGCAAUGUUUGGAUUAUCGACCACCUUUCAAACCCCUAUACCAUCUCGAGUUUUGCAACCAUUACGAGAAAUUUGGUUGCUGUGAUCAAAAAACGGACAACAUAAUUGCUGAAAGGUACUGGGAUAUAAUGGACUUACUGGAUGACCAGGGGUAUGAACGUUGUGCUGACUUGGUGAAAGACAUUAUGUGCCAGGAGUGUUCGCCUUAUGCUGCCCAUCUGUAUGAUGCAGAGGAUCCCUACACUCCAAUACGCCAUCUCCCAGGACUCUGCUUCAGUUACUGCUCUGAAUUCCAUACCAAGUGUCACUCUGUGGUCAAGUACCUGACCGACAGCAAAGUCUUGCAGGAGUCCUGUGAGAAGGACCGAUCCAGGUUCUGUAACCUGAUCAACUUGGCAGACCAAGACUACUGCUACCCCAACGUGCUCAAGAACACUGACUUGUAUAGCAACCUAGGCAAAGUGGUGGAAGACCCAAAGGGUUGCUUGCAGCUCUGCCUCAUGGAGGUGGCAAAUGGUCUGAGGAACCCAGUGCUGAUGCUCCACAGUGGUGAUGACACCCACCGGAUGUUUGUGGCCGAGCAGUUGGGCUUUGUAUGGGUGUUCCUGGGUGAUGGAAGCCGUGUGGAACAACCAUUCCUUGACAUGAGUGGAGAAGUGCUGACCACACCCUGGCUGGGAGAUGAGAGAGGCUUCUUAGGUUUAGCUUUCCAUCCACACUAUCGUGAUAAUGGACGCUUUUUCAUCUAUUACUCCAUCCUGAUGAACAGCAAGCUGGAGAAGAUCCGCAUUAGUGAGAUGAAAGUGUCCACCCAUGAUAUGAACAGGGCAGACCAUAACUCUGAGAGAGUUAUUCUUGAGAUUGAGGAGCCUGCAGCAAACCAUAAUGGUGGACAGCUCUUGUUUGGCCAAGAUGGAUACCUGUACAUCUUUACUGGAGAUGGUGGAAAAGCAGGAGAUCCUUUUGGAAAGUUUGGAAAUGCACAAAACAAGAGUGCCCUGUUGGGGAAAGUGCUCCGCAUCAAUGUGGAUGGUAGCGGUAGGGAUCGAAAACCAUAUCGGAUUCCUCCCGACAAUCCUUUCAUACGAGACCCAGAUGCUCGGCCUGAAGUUUACGCCUAUGGUGUGCGGAACAUGUGGCGAUGCUCCGUGGAUCGGGGGGAUCCAGUUACCCAGUAUGGGAGAGGGAGGAUAUUCUGUGGUGAUGUGGGCCAGAAUCGAUAUGAAGAGAUUGACAUUAUUGUAAAAGGUGGAAACUACGGGUGGAGGGCGAGAGAGGGAUUUGAGUGUUUUGACAUGAAGCUGUGUCAAAACUCUUCAUUAGAUGACAUUCUUCCCAUAUUUGCUUAUAGUCAUCAUGUGGGGAAGUCAGUGACAGGAGGAUAUGUGUACAGGGGCUGUGAAUCACCCAACCUCAAUGGCCUUUACAUCUUUGGAGACUUCAUGAGUGGACGGCUGAUGGCCUUACAGGAAGAUAAGAAAACAGGAACCUGGAAAGAAAGAAAUGUUUGCAUGGGUGAUGCCGUAACCUGCUCCUUCCCUGGACUGAUCAAUCAUCACCACAAGUUUAUCAUCUCAUUUGCUGAGGAUGAAGCUGGAGAACUGUAUUUUCUUGCCACCUCAUACCCAAGUGCAAUGUCUCCCUUCGGCACAAUCUACAAAUUUAUGGAUCCAUCUAGACGAGCACCUCCAGGAAAAUGCAAGUAUAAACCACUUCCUGUGAAGGUCAAAGGGAAAAAGAUGCCAUUUGUACCCAGAGAAUUAACUGUGCUGGACAUAAAUGAAAAACCCACACGACCUCCACUAAAAAAAAUCAAAUUUACCACCACCAAGCCACCUGUCACAGGCCAGCCCUCCCAAGCUUCACGUACUACAGUUUUCCAGAAAGCCCUCAACCAAACUAUGCCAACCAAAAAACUACAAAAGAAAAUUAAGAAUAUGACUACGGACAAGGCUCAAGUCAAGAUUGCCACAGGACGUUCUCAGGUAACAAAAACUGUUCCUCUCAAUCAGAAAACAAUGACCCAAACCAAGAAACGUAUUGUUGAGAAAGGUAGGAAAAAACAGCCUCUCCUGCCUAAAGUCACCAUGAAGGGCAUUUCUAAAGGACAAAAAACCAAACCAAUAAAAUCAACAAAACCUUCAAAACUGUCGAAACCAGCCACCUGGUUUCAGAAGACUAAAAAGAUCGGUAAAGGGCCCCAGAAACCUCUGAAUCUCAAAUCCAAGAUGAACUCUCCCAAAAGAAGCAAGGACAACAGCAGAAAGCCAAAGAGCAGUUUUAUCAAGUCAAAAGUGAAGAAGUCUGACAUUUGA
Chanos chanos (milkfish) is the source of this 2493-nucleotide messenger RNA. It is a transcript of the gene hhipl2, whose product is annotated as HHIP-like 2. Lineage: Eukaryota; Metazoa; Chordata; Actinopteri; Gonorynchiformes; Chanidae. The transcript is spliced from 9 exons. Bases 1 to 2493 code for a protein of 830 amino acids. The record is from RefSeq and is a predicted model, not a curated record.